This is a messenger RNA of Macrosiphum euphorbiae (potato aphid), 615 nucleotides long. The record is from the annotation of a GenBank genome assembly. Lineage: Eukaryota; Metazoa; Arthropoda; Insecta; Hemiptera; Aphididae.
AUGGCCCACAAGGGUGGCUUUGAGGCCCUCAAUAGAACAUUAAAAGAUAUAAGGGGAUAUAAUAAUUUGAUGGGUGGAGUCACUGUGCUGCUAGCAGGAGAUUUUCGGCAAACAUUACCCGUUAUACCUAGGGGUACAAGGGCUGAUGAAGUAAAGUCAUGUCUAAAAGCUUCGUAUUUGUGGCCACAUAUCCAGAAAGUUGCACUUCAUAAAAAUAUGAGGGUUCAUGUGAAAGGUGACACAUCUGCUGGGAUUUUCGCUGAGAUGUUACUUAAAAUAGGAGACGGAAAUUUCCCUUCAUUGGAAGGUGAGAUCACUAUUCCCUCAAAUUUGUGUACAGUUGUUAGCUCUUUAUCAGAACUAACUUCCAGAAUUUACCCAGAUAUAAUAAAUAUCAAGAUGAAACCCAUCGAAUGGUUGUGCGAGCGAGCCAUCUUAACUCCAAAGAACGACAAGGCAGCCGAAAUCAAUGAAAUUCUACUAAAGGCAUUUAAUGAAAAAUCUUUUGAUUCGUUCUAUGUCGCAUGUUCUAGAGUUAGCUCUGCCAGUAGUUUGGUUAUUUUAGCACCAAAAGGCAGUACCAAAAAUACUGUUUAUAAAGAGGUAUUGAGAUGA